AUGAAAGGUAGUGAAUACUGUCAUUUGAAAUAUAGCAGACACAGAGGCUAGACACUGAGUUACUUGACCACAUUUGAAAGUAAAAAACUGGACCGAGACCACCAACCUGUAAGACGAGCACAAUUUCUCAGAAUGGCGUCUGCUUUGGGGAAAAUUGUCGUUGGUACUUAUGUUGAGAUAAAGCACGGUGAUGGACGUAUACACCAGGCAAUGGUUACGGUGCUGAAUGGGGAUGAGAGCAUCACAGUGGAGUUGAUAGAAAAUGAAGACACAAAAGGGAAAGAGAUUGACUUGGGGAGUAUAUUUUCACUAAACCCAUAUGUGGCUCCAGAUGAGGAGAAUGCCCCUUGUCCAGAAACUCCACCCUCCCCUACACACACAUGUGUGAAGGUCAUAAAAACCACAAAGAACCGAGUUAUGAAAGCACCUAAUAAGAAUGACAGUCCGUCCGGGAAUAAUAAAGUGAUUCCGACCCAGGCCAGAUCCCAGCAUCCUGCACAGCCAUAUCAAGCUCAGACACAACAGCCGCUGCAGAUUGUACGGAGGAAGUCAAACUGUCUGAAGGAGAUGGAGAAACUGCAGGAGAAGAGAGAGAGGCAUCGGCUCCAGCAAAAGGAUCUCAGGGAGAAGAGAGCUCAGGAGGGGGACACAACUAUUCCUAACUAUGAGAUCAAGUACAUGAUCCGAGAUUUCCAAGCCAAUCUAGACAACCGGCCCCUGACCACAGCAGAUUUGAUUGACGAGCACAGAAUAUGUGUUUGUGUGAGGAGACGUCCACUCAACAAAAAAGAGUUGGCUAUGAAGGAUGUGGAUGUGAUCACCAUCCCCAGUAAGGAUGUGGUGAUAGUCCAUGAACCUAAACAAAAAGUGGACCUGACCCGCUACCUGGAGAACCAGACCUUUCGCUUCGACUAUGCUUUUGAUGACAGCACCACCAAUGAGAUGGUUUACACGUUCACUGCCAGACCUCUCGUGGAGACCAUUUUUGAGAGAGGCAUGGCCACCUGCUUUGCUUAUGGACAGACGGGCAGUGGAAAAACACAUACUAUGGGUGGAGAUUUCUCUGGGAAGAACCAAGACUGCUCUAAAGGAAUUUAUGCAUUAGCUGCACAGGAUGUAUUUCUCAUGUUGAAGAAACCCAACUACAAAAAAUUAGAUCUCCAAGUGUGUGCAACUUUCUUUGAAAUAUACUGUGAAAAGGUGUUUGACCUGCUGAAUUGUAAAGCUAAGCUGAGGGUUCUGGAGGACAGGAAACAGCAAGUUCAUGUUGUGGGGCUUCAGGAGAAGGAGGUUAAGUGCACAGACGAUGUCCUGAAACUCAUAGAAGUGGGCAACAGCUGCAGAACAUCAGGGCAGACGUCAGCCAAUGCGCAUUCAUCCCGCAGCCACGCUGUAUUCCAGAUCAUUCUUCGGAGGAAAGGGAAGAUGCACGGCAAGUUCUCCCUAAUCGACCUUGCGGGAAACGAGAGGGGGGCAGAUACAUCGAGUGCCGACCGCCAAACUAGCCUGGAGGGAGCUGAGAUCAACAAAAGCCUGCUGGCGCUGAAGGAGUGCAUCAGGGCUCUUGGCCGUAACAAGCCUCACACUCCAUUCAGAGGCAGUAAGCUGACCCAGGUCCUGAGAGAUUCCUUCAUUGGGGAAAAUUCACGCACAUGCAUGAUUGCAACUAUCUCUCCUGGCAUGACGUCCUGUGAGAAUACACUCAACACACUACGCUAUGCCAACAGGGUCAAGGAGCUGAGGGUGGACCCCAACCAAGAGAUGGAGGGGGGUCGACCCAACAUCCCCGCUGUCAAUAACCUGGAUCUUUUGGACGAGGAGUGGCUAAAUAUCCCGCUGCAGAGAGACGACCUUAAACUACUCUGUGAGCAGGAGGUGUCUCCCCAGCUGUUUACCUUCCAUGAGGCAGUUUCUCAGUUAGUGGAGAUGGAGGAGCAGGUCCUGGAGGACCACCGAGCUGUUUUCCAGGAAUCUAUCUGGUGGCAGGAGGAUGAAAAGGUGCUGCUGGGGAUGACAGAGGAGGUGGAUUAUGACGUGGAGUCAUACACCACUCAACUGGAGCAGAUCCUAGACCAGAAGAUAGAAAUCCUCACUGAGCUCCGAGAUGGAGUGAAGUCAUUCCGCUCUGCACUCCAGGAGGAGGAGCAAGCCAGUAAGCAGAUCACUUCCAAGAGACCACGUGCUCUUUAGUGACUGGAGGCUAAAGAGAUGUAAGUGGCACAUACGGAAACAUGUCCACUAAAUGUUUUGGCACAACUUGGGCUGUUGAGGUCAGCUGUUAAACCACAAAUAAAUUGACUGAUGUAUCAACAGGCUUAAGGAGUUGCAUUUGUUGUGCGAGACCUGGAGCAAAUCAUUGUAACCUUAUUACAUAAUUCAUCCCUCCUUUUCCCACGUGUCGGUUGUUGUGUUGGUGUCAUGGGCCAAAACAUGAAGGAUGGAAAAAGGAUAAACUGGUCGAUCUUCACUGACCAACUGACCGAAAUAAUGAGCGACCUCUUAUGCACAUCUUCAAUCAGUGUAGACGGUUGUAAGGUGGCAAAAUGGCCCCCUAGCGCCCCCUGUAUCAUUUUAAAGUCAAGACCUCAACCUUCAAAUUUAAUGUAGAUGAACAAAAUUUGGUAUGCAUAUGUGUCAUGUGACAACCUACAAAAAAGCCUCUGGGAGCCAUUAGCCCCGUCCAACCGGAAGUCAGCCAUUUUUGCAUCGAACCUCACACGUCAUAACGUAACCAUAUGUGGUCAUAUCUUCACCAACUUUCUCAGGAAUGAUAACAGUCCCGCCAGAAAAAACAUCUGCAUGUCAAUACUGAGCCAUGGUCAUAGCGCCACCUACUGACAACAGAAAGUAUGACUUAUGUGCCAAACAUCAUCUGAUCUACAAGCACUCAACCCAUCAUGUAUGGGGACGCGCAACAUGCCAUAACUUGCGACACGUGAGUGAGGGCCCGCUUGACACUGCAGAAAAACUGCAUGGGACGACUUACUCUAGUUCACUGUUCCUAUGGGUAACAGACUGUUGCUACUGACAUUGUUUUGAUCAAUCACUUCCUGUCAUAUCAAUCCGCUGAUAUAGAUGUCUACAACUCUACAAACAGUUACAUACUACUCUUUGGAAUACUUUUUCAACAAUCCUUAGAAUGUAUGUGGAGAGCAGGGAACUUUGGAGUAAUGGUUAAUGUCCGGAAAGAUUCCAGUCAAGACGAGAAGAAGUUUGGCCACAGAGCUACAUAAUUACCGUUGCCAUGGAGGAAGUUAUUCUGACCAUAGUGGACUAUUUUCUGUAGUGUAAGCAAUAAAAGGAUUUUCUAAAUCAAUAAAACCAAUUGUUUCAAUUAA
Scophthalmus maximus (turbot) is the source of this 3338-nucleotide messenger RNA. RefSeq names its product kinesin-like protein KIF2A. Gene Ontology annotation, biological process: microtubule-based movement. Bases 133 to 2190 code for a protein of 685 amino acids. The record is from RefSeq and is a predicted model, not a curated record. Lineage: Eukaryota; Metazoa; Chordata; Actinopteri; Pleuronectiformes; Scophthalmidae. The transcript is spliced from 2 exons. Gene Ontology annotation, molecular function: ATP binding; microtubule motor activity; microtubule binding.